Molecule: messenger RNA, 1083 nt
Organism: Cuculus canorus (common cuckoo)
Lineage: Eukaryota; Metazoa; Chordata; Aves; Cuculiformes; Cuculidae
Product: P2Y purinoceptor 1-like
Biological process (GO): G protein-coupled receptor signaling pathway
Cellular component (GO): plasma membrane
Molecular function (GO): G protein-coupled receptor activity
Source: RefSeq, a predicted model, not a curated record
AUGAAGAGGAAAAACAUAGCUAGGAAUCUAUACUUCUGCAAAACAGGUAAUUCCAACCUUUCUCAAACAGCCAUGCUCCAUGGAAAGAUGAUGAAUGGUACAUGCACUACUUCUAUUUGCCACAGAAAUCCUGAGCUGGAGCGGUACUGUUAUUUGCUGAUUCUGGUUUGUGUUUUCACUUUGAUAGUGGGGUUUCUAGGCAAUAUACUUGCACUACAACAUUACCUGUACUGCAUGAAGACAUGGACUACCAAUACAAUAUGUCUAUUUAAUUUGGCCCUAUGUGACUUUACUUGGACACUCAUGGCACCUUUUUCAGUAUUUUAUGGUCUCCAGAACUUAUCCGACUAUUCCAGUCAAGCAUUUUAUCAGAUCAUAAAACUAUUUUUUAGUAUUAAUAUCUAUGGAAGUGUCUAUUUCCUGACACUCACCAGUUUUGACAGAUACGUAGGUGCUGUCCACCCUAUCACUUCAUUAACAUGGUGGAACAAAGAAAAAGCCAUAUUGGUACUAUGGAUCUUCAUAGUGAUUGCAUCAAUGCCAGAAAUUUACUACACAGUUACAGCUGGUAGACAACGUGACACUGUAGAUUUCCUGGAUGGCACUGUAGUACCUUUACAAUUUGCAGUGCCAUUCACACUCUCCAAAUUUGCAUUGAGGUUCCUAAUUCCAGUCAUAGUCAUCUCUACAUGCUAUAUGUUAACUCUCAAAGCAUUACUAGAACUCAGUAAACAUCAGCAAAGAAGGAACAGACUUGGUAGACUUCUGUUAUUGAUUUCAGGUGCUAUGAUUGUAUUUGCUGUUUCUUUCAUACCUUAUCAUGUUAUGAUGAUGGUGAUACCAAUUUACAGAACUACAUGCCAACCACCUUGUGGAAACAUAAGUACAUUAAGUGCCAUUUAUAAAGUCACAAGUAUCUUCUGCAGCAUCAACAUUUGCCUUGACCCAAUUAUUUUUACAGUAGCAAAUAAGACACGCUAUCAAAGAAUUAAAGCCAUAAAAUGUCACCCCAAAUGCCAGAGCCGCUGUUGUCUGACAGGAAGUGUAAAGGACAUCACUCUGUCACCAAGAAUUAUGACUUGA